AUGCGGAACCGCCAAAUCGGCGUCAUCGCCGUCGCUGUGCUCCUGAUAUUCUGCCUGUGGUCGAUCCUCCAGACCACAGCAGACCAGACUCGUCUGCCGAGCAAGAUCCUCGUGGGCUCUGGAAACGCUGAGAAGAGCAGCUCUAGCAGCCCCAGUGGCGACAAGAAGGAGGUCAACGACGGCAGUAGCAGCAAUACCAGCAGCGAUAAGUCUCAAGAAGAUACAGCCACAUCAGAUGCCAACAAUGUCACUGCUACGAUGCCGGUCGUGGUCUUCGACGACAAGCCAUUCCCGACAACGAAGCCAAAGCCCGCUCCACAUGGACAGCACCCGAUCGUGCAUCUAGUCACCACCGCCGAGAAGGAGCUCGAAGCGCUCAGGGCGCGCCAGUCAAAGACGCUCGAGGAGGCCGUGGCCGAAUAUCGUCGCCGCUAUGGCAUCCCCCCGCCGCCCAACUUCGACAAGUGGUGGAAGUUCGCCCAGAGCAAGAACGUGCAAUUGAUCGAUGAGUUCGAUAUGAUCCACGAGAUGCUGACGCCGUUCUGGGGCAUGAAGCCGGCAACCAUCCGGGCUCGAGUGCGCGAGAUUCUCGGCUACAAGGAUAACCAAUUAAUUGGCGUUCAGAUCCGUGGAGGCAACAUGUCGCUAGUGCAGGGCGGUUUCAACUGGAAUCAGUGGCUGCAUCCUGCCCUGCGGGGGAUGACCCAGGACUUCGUGCAGUACCUGCCCGAUAUGGAUAUUGCUUUCAACAUCAACGAUGAACCCCGCGUCGUCGUGCAACACGAAGACCUGGCCCGCCUGAUCGAGACCGCCCGUAACGUUGCCAUGCCUGCCGCCAACAAAACCGCCACACUCCGUAACGCCUUCACUGAGCAUCCGGACGACCUCAACUACGACGACCGCUUCGAAGAGGUCAAGACAACCCGCUUCAACACCUUCUCUCACCAGCCUGUCUGGGUUCAUUCUCGCAUGUCCUGCUCUCCAGAUUCCCCCGCUCGCAUCAUCGACGAGACUGCCCAAUACGACGACGAAGAAAAGUUCCUCCUCGGCGAGCUCGGCUUCGUGAGCAACUGGACCGCCAUGUCAGACAUCUGCCUCUCUCCCUCUCUCCGCACGCGCUACGGCUUCUUCGAGCGCCCCAACUCCUACACAACGGCCUACGACCUUGUCCCGAUCUUCUCCCAAUCCAAGAUCUCCUCCUAUGCCGACAUCCUGUACCCCUCUCCCUGGUACUGGGUCGAUAAGGUCCCCUACAAUGAAGAGAAGGACCUCGCCUGGACCGAUAAACGCGAUGCGCUCUACUGGCGCGGUUCCACGACCGGCGGCUUUUCCCGCGCAGGCGGCUGGCGCCGGCAGCAUCGCCAACGCGUAGUCCGUAAGAUCAAUGCGCACGACAACGCCUUCAUCCUGGCCGAGUCCAAGCCAGGAGAGUGGAAGACCAAGGAGGUACCCCGCCAGGACUACGCGCAGCUUAUGGACGUGUAUUUCUCGCACAUUGGCCAGUGUGACCCGUCGGACUGUGACGCGCAAAAGGCUUUUUUCGAUGUCAAGGAGUAUGCAAAGCAGGAGGAAGCGUUCAAAUACAAGCAUGUGCUGGACAUGGAUGGGAAUGCGUUCAGCGGGAGAUUUUAUGCGCUCAUGCGCAGCAGGAGUCUGGUGUAUAAGUGGGCGAUCUUUAGGGAGUGGCAUGCGGAGUGGCUCAAGCCGUGGGCGCACUUUGUACCGAUGAGCUUGAGGGGUGAUGAGUGGCUUGAGCUGGUGCGAUUUUUUGGCAGUGGGGAGAGCGAAGAGGGACUGAGGAUGGCUGAAGAAAUUGCCAUGCAGGGUCGUGAGUGGGCUGAGAAGGUUGUCAGGAAAGAAGAUAUGGAGGUUUGAUACGGCCGUGUCAUCGACGACAAUCGGGAGACGAUCGGAUAUGCUGGUUGA
Messenger RNA from Thermochaetoides thermophila DSM 1495, 1926 nucleotides. The record is from the annotation of a RefSeq genome assembly. Lineage: Eukaryota; Fungi; Ascomycota; Sordariomycetes; Sordariales; Chaetomiaceae.